Spirodela intermedia is the source of this 2330-nucleotide messenger RNA. NCBI's taxonomy places the organism in Eukaryota, Viridiplantae, Streptophyta, Magnoliopsida, Alismatales, Araceae. The record is from the annotation of a GenBank genome assembly.
AUGUCAGAGGGGAGGCGGCGAGAGCGGCCCGUCAGCAGCCGGUGCCAGAACUCGGAGGAUUACGGCGAGUACGGCGAGUACGCCGAGACCGAUCCCACUGGGCGAUACGGAAGAGUAAGUUCUUAAUCCCUCCCGCCCCCCCUCUCUUUUUCUCAUCCUUUUUCUUCAUCUCUUCUGAUCUUAUCGAAUUAUCGCCAGCGAUCUCUCGCUCGUUUAUCGGCGAAAUAAUCCCGUUUUCUGGUUACGAAAGAAGAGAGAGAGAGAGGAGGGAGAGACGUCGACAUUUCUUAAGUUCAAUAAUUGCAGAUCGCUCAAUUAAAUAUAUUAUCUUGUCAUCGUUGUUCAUCGCUCGCAUCUUCGACGAGUUCGUGGGGAUUCCUCCGCGGGUGGGUUGACUUCCCGUUCGAGAUAUGGGGGGAACGGCGUUGCGAGGCUUUCAUCGCAUGCAUGAUCUGAUAGCUUUCAAUUAAGUCGAUGAGAGUUUGAUACGGAUCCGGGUUCGAAGAUCUGACUUUGAUUCUCCCCCCCUUCUCUGAUCCCUAAGUUCGACGAGAUGCUGGGGAAGGGAGCGAUGAAGACCGUGUAUCCUUGAGCAAAACCUCUCGCCAUAGCUCGUUGUCGUUUCUUACCAGUAUUCGAUACGAUCUUCGUGAAAUGGUGGUCGCCUUGACGGAGGAACCUGCAGCUACCGAGCCUUCGACGAGGUGGACGGCGUAGAGGUGGCAUGGAACCAGGCGAAGAUCUACGACGUGAUGCGGUCACCGGAGGCGCUGCAGCGGCUCUACUCGGAGGUGCACCUCCUUAGCACCCUCCACCAUGACUCCAUCAUCAGCUUCCACACCUCCUGGGUCGACGGCGGCAAGAGAACCUUCAACUUCAUCACGGAGAUGUUCACCUCCGGGACCCUCAGGGAGUAAGAUCCCCGCCCUCCGCCCCCCCCCCCUGGAGUUCAUGAUUGCAGAUUGACCGGGAAGAACUUUUGCCCAGGUACCGGCAGAGAUACAGGCGCGUUGACAUCCGAGCCGUGAAGAACUGGGCCCGGCAAAUCCUUCAUGGCCUCGUUUACCUCCACGGUCACGAUCCCCCGGUGAUCCACAGGGAUCUCAAGUGCGACAACAUCUUCGUCAACGGCCAUCUCGGGCAAGUCAAGAUUGGCGACCUCGGGCUCGCGGCGAUUCUCCGUGGUUCUCAGGCGGCCCACAGUGUCAUAGGUAAUUAUAUCUCUCUCUCUCUCUCUCCUCAAUGGAAUUAUUUAUGGAAGUGAAGUUCGUCUUCUCUUCUGCACCAGGCACGCCAGAAUUCAUGGCGCCGGAGCUGUACGACGAGGUGUACAACGAGCUGGUGGACAUAUACUCCUUCGGGAUGUGCGUCCUGGAGAUGCUCACCGGCGAGUAUCCCUACAACGAGUGCUCAAACCCUGCACAGAUCUACCGGAAAGUCACCCUGGUAGCCUCUCGUCGCCGUCUUCCUUCGUUGGAGAUGUCGCUUCCGGCAACGUUGAUAUCCAUCCUCUUGUUGACAGGGGAAGCUGCCCGAUUCGUUCUACAGAGUAAAAGAUCCAGAAGCCCGCCGAUUCAUCGGGAGGUGCCUGGAGCACGAUGCUUCGAAGAGGUCGCCGGCGAAAGAGCUACUUCUGGACCCUUUUCUUCUCUUUCUGCACGGCUCCGACCCCCCGGCGAUGUUGAUUAGUGGCAACACCAGACAUAGCUGCAGCCAACCGCGCUCAUCGCAGCGAGCGAAACAGAGCCCUGACAUGAAGAUAACCGGGAAGAUCAACUCUGAGGGCGAUACCAUAAUUCUCAAAGUACAGAUCACGGACAAACAAGGUAACGUCGCGUGCUGUUACGAUAAUUAAAUCCUCCGGUUGAAGUGGAUGAUGAUCCGUCUCCACUCGUCGCGGGGGCUAAUAUUUACGAUGAACAGGCGAAGCUCAGAACAUCUACUUCCCCUUCGAUGUCGUCAGCGACUCCCCCAUGGACGUCGCAACCGAGAUGGUGAGGGAGCUGGAGAUAACCUACCGUGACCCCUCCCAGAUUGCCGAGAUGAUAGCUCGGGAGGUCUCAGCUCUGGUGCCCGACUGGAAGGACCCGGAAACCGGAGAAGGGCAACAGCAAAGCUAUGUCUACGGAGACGAAGACGACAGCCACCCUUUCCACGAACUCUCCUCGUCCACAUCCACGCAGGGUUCCAUGUCCUAUAGUCUCCCUUCUCACCAUACCGGGGUUCCUCAGCCUCUGUGGACGAAAGGUAUCGCCGGUAUAAUCUCCAGAAUGGUACCUAGUAGCGAAGGAAGAGAUCUAAAGUCUCUGGUUCUAUGUUACAGAUUUUGA